Molecule: messenger RNA, 2414 nt
Organism: Caenorhabditis auriculariae
Lineage: Eukaryota; Metazoa; Nematoda; Chromadorea; Rhabditida; Rhabditidae
Source: the annotation of a GenBank genome assembly
AUGGCCAUUGUUAGGCGUAAUUGCCCUUGCGAACCAAAUAUCCCGCUUUUUCACUUUCUCUGCACGUUUUUCUUCCAUCUCGUACUCCUGAUGAGUUUCAACAACUGUUUUUUAUUCGCACUGAGUUCAACUCUUCUGGUAUGGUUGCCCCAUGGCGACACGGCUCAUCUGCGACGUCACACUUCCAGUCGACAUCAUCGGAAUCUGACGACGACGUCGACGGCGCUGGAGACGCAGUGGCUCCGCGCGGACUGUCUCAACGAGGCGCACGUCGUCCGACUUCUUCUUCUCGACUACAACAAACACAAAUUGCCUGGUAAUCUUAUUUUGUUAUGAAAAUCGUGUUGUUGAAGAGUCCUGAAGUGUAUAAUUCCCAUCAGAGGUUUCAAAUGAUUUUUUAAAAACUGGCUCAGAAAAGCGCGGCGUGACGGUGAACGUGGAGUUCUGGAUCCAGGAGAUAACCUCAAUUUCGGAGAUGACCAACGACUUCGAACUGGAGAUGUACAUCAACGAGAUGUGGGUCGAUCCGAAGCUGCAGUUUGUUCAUCUUCCCUCUUGCAAGGCCAACUUAUCCUUGGACCAGGCCACGCUCAGCAAGUUCAACUUGAGACAUCCUCUGGAUCUUGACAAGGAGAUUUCAGGUUCUGGACGCCCAACACCUGUUUCGUCAACUCAAAAUCGGCAGAAAUCCACGAGUCUCCGUUCACCAACGUCUUUUUGACUCUUUUCGAGAACGGCACCGUCUGGGUCAAUUAUGUGUGUAGUUUUUUUUCUAUUGUUUCACUAGUUUACUGCGUAAUUUCAAGUGUGAACGUGAAUGGCUAUGAUCCGGAAAUUUUGAAAAUAACCCUAUAACCAAUCUAGUGUUCCUGUAAGUUGAGAUAUAACAUUAAUGAAUCGAAGAAAGAACGAAGAUUUCCAGCGAGUUCGAAUCAAAGGACCGUGCUCGAUGGAUUUGGUAGAUUUUCCCAUGGACACACAGACCUGCCGACUGAAUUAUCAGAGCUUCUCUUAUAAUAACGAGGAAGUCCGACUUCAAUGGAAUGAGAAGCGACAGCCGGUCUUCGAGUUGGGAGAGGUUUCAUGGCUGUCAACUCACUUUUUAAAAAAUGAUUCAUUGAUUUCUCGAUUUUUUCAGAUUCGCAUAGCCGACUUCUUGCUCAAAGAAAUAACGCCGGCGGUGGUCAAGCGCGUGAGAAACUUCAGGAAGCUAGUUUCAACUGUAUUUCAGGAUUAUCCAGCAGGAAAAUGGGACGAGUUGGUAGUGACGUUCGUGUUCGAAAGACGCUACAUGUGGUACUUCCUGCAGGCCUACCUGCCAACUUUCUUCACGAUUUUUAUUAGGUUUCUCAUGCUAUUUGGUUUUUUUUUUCAAGAGGAAAGCGAAUUCAGUUGGGUGGCGUUCUCCCUGGGACCUCAGGCGGUCACUCCGAGGACCAUGAUCGGAGUGAACGCGCUGCUCUCCAUGAUAUUCCACUUCGGGUCCAUUAUGCGCAACCUUCCACGCGUCUCUUACAUCAAAGCCAUCGGUUAGGAUUUUUUUAAUGGACUCUUGAUCCCUGAAGGGGAUGUUUUACUGUCCGUAUGUCUGAAAUGACACAGGAUUAUGACUUUGAGUACUUUUCAAAAAAAAAAUCCUUGAAUCAAAGAAACUUUUUACGCAUUUAUAAAAAAUGAGAAAUGUUACGCAGAGCUUUUAACGUGACCGUGAUACAAGUUUUUUUGAAUGAAGCUUUUUUUCGAAUUUUUUUAUCCUCAAAGUGAAAAAAAUAUAAUGCUUUCAUUCAAUUUUAAUUGCCGCAGCUGUCUACUAAAUAUCCCUAUUAAAAAUAAGUUUAGUUUUAAAAAAUCAUGGAAAAUAGAGAAAUCUGCACUAUCUAUCGAAUCGGACGAACUUAUUGAAGAGAGAAUAGUUUUCUUUAUUAAGCUUCGUCUCGAAAUUUGUGCGCUCUUGACGCAAUACGUAUCGUUUUCAGAUGUUUGGAUGCUCAGCUCGAUGACGUUCGUUUUUCUUUCGCUUGUUGAGCUCGCCAUCGUGGGAUUCAAGCUUCGUGAGAAGGUCCUUUGAUUUCCAGCUUCCCAGCUCUUAUCUGAAAAAUGACAAGAUAGAAGAGCAAAGUUGGGUCCUCAAACAUAACACUCAUUCAUUUCUUAAAGUGACCGAAAAUUCUUCGAUGGACUGGUUUCAAAUACUGGAAGAUUCAACUUUCACGCUCCUUUAUUCCUACAAAUUCAGACCCACGUUUUUUUCAGGGAAGCGAACUCCUGAUCGUCAAAAUCGACAACGUAGCCAAGCUGAUGUUUCCUGCUGCUUUCAGCAUUUUCAACGUUUGAUCAAAGAUUUUCUCCGGGAAAGUAACGAGCAAAUUUUCCAGAUAGUCUACUGGGCGAGGUACGGACUGAAAGUCGUCUAG